AGCCAGUCGGGGGGCACGGUACGCCUGUUGGCGCACGGAAAUUGCAAGGUGCCAUGGCGCUGGACGGAGAUCCAGUGGCAGAAGCUCUGAGUGCUGGCUUUUGCUGGGCAGUCGGCAUCACCCUGCUCUCCAGGGACGAAAGUCUGCCAGACAUCUCUUCUGGAAGGCCUUCCCUCACCGGCUUCCCUCGCCUGCGACCAUCCACCGUUUGCGGAGUGCUGAUCUACGCACUUGGCUAUGCGCUGAGCGUGGUGUCGGCCCUAUCACCCACAGCGGACGACUGCGCCCCUCGCCGCGCUGCGGCGCUGUCUGCUGCGCUGCCAAUCUGUUGGCUGGUGCAGUGCGCGCUGGGCAAAAGCACUCCGACCUGCGUGGAGGGCGCGGGCUACUGGCUAACCUUCUUGGGCUCCGCACUGUUGCAGCUUACCGCAGCCUGGCCGCGAGAGGGCCCAGGCGCGGGCCUAGAAAGCCUGCGGCGCCUGGAGGGCUUCGGGCAGUUCCCGGCGGCGGCUCUGGCGGCCUACUUGCUGGCCUGCCUGAUGUGCUUGUUCGCAGGACUAGCUUUGGUCUCGCAGACCAUGUCGGGCGCUCCUGGAAAGGCUUUGGAACGGUUCCUGGAUCCGCUGUCCCCUGCGGUGUGCUUCGCGCUGCUCUGCGGCGCGGGCUCUGUGGCCGCAGAAUUGGCCUUCGCCAUUGGCACGGAGGCAGCCAUGCACAACAGCGAAGCACAGUAUGGCACCUUCGCGCUGCUCUUGGGCCUGACCCUGCUUCUGCUGGUAAUCAGAUGCAGUCAGCAAUGCUUCCAGAGCCUCCAGGCGCCUUUGGCCAAGUUCGCCCCUUUGCUCUUCGGCUCCGCUAGCGCCUUUCGGGUCCUCCAGGCCCAGCUGCUCUUCCGAAACGUCUCACGCCGGCAGGAGAUUGCUGGGCUUCCGUCCCCCCACGUGUGCGUGGCAGGCGCGGCACUGCUCCUCAUCUCGAUGCUUUUGGUCAGCUAUCAGCUGGAACUUGCUCAGCAUUCCGCGCGGUCCCAACGCCAGGAGGAGGCCACUGAAACCCUGGAGAGCAAGGAGUCGAGCCCAGUACACUUUGAAGCGAAGCCUUCACGGGAGUCCAGGUUGGAGGAUAGCUGCACCUGGCUGCAGUCAAGCUGGUGGCACAAAGGCUGGCAGUGGCUGGGGGUCAUCGUUUGUGCGGUGUCCUACUACAUGGGCAUCACCCGAGCGCUUUUUCUGAUCACCCCGCCGGCUGUUCUGGCCACGGCGCCUGCGGUGGAGAGGUCCAACAUUCAGCUGAUCGUCUACCUUGGCAAAGUGGGCAUGCCGUUGGCCUCCCUCAUGGUGUUGGUUUUCUCAGUCAUCAUCCCAGUCUUCAAGUUUGCAACGACCUUCCUGGUCAUGCAUCCGCCAUCUUUCGUGACAAGGGAGCAGCAUGCAAAGUUUUGCCAGCUCCUGUGCGCGUUAUCUCCAUACCAGAUGUCAGACAUCUUCUUGGUGAUGCUGAUCUUGGCAUACUUGAAUACAGGCUUCGCCGGUAGCGGCGAUCAUUCAGGCUAUGAAUGCACCCUGUGCAGCGGCUUCAAGUCCUUCUUCUUCUAUUGCUCCGUGUCCGUGCUUGUUGCCCAGAUCCUUGAAAUCGAGCACGCUGAGGCGCUGGAAGAAGCGUCGGCAGCUCGAGUAGGCGACGAUGGCAGCAUGCUGCCAGUGAGCAGCGAGGCCCCAUUCCCGCAGGCCGCCAGCUACGACCGCCCGGGCAUCUAUGCAAUUAUUCGUCGGGCGGCGGUGGUGCCAACGGUGCACCUCUCUGGCACCAAAGAGAUCAGCUGCGUGCUGAAGGCGGGUGACCUGGUUGAAGUGCUGGAGGUGGCCCAAAAUCCGGGCGAGCAGAGGGUGCGCGGGCGCAUCGCAAACCCUCCAGGUUGGAUCUCGCUGAUGGAUUUGGAGGACGGCCACUGCUGGGCAGAACGGCAAGAGGGCCGACCGGACGUGGAGGAGAAUCUCACUCGGCUCCUGGUCUUCCUGGCUCUUUGGCUGCUUUGCAUGUUCACACUGACGGCGCUGCCAACUCCGCCCAUGUCGCUUCAGGCGCGCUCCGGCGGGGUUAUCAUCUAUCGCCAAGAGCCCACACUUUCGCAGCUGUUCCACGCUCUGUGGGUGCAGAGUGAGCUCUUCAGCGCCCUGAUGGUCCUGGUGUUGCUGAUCACUCCCCUGCUGUUUGCCAUCAUCGCCUUGGCGCGGAUUCUUCUCCAUCGGCACUUCUUGGACCCCGUGUGGUCUAGGCGCCUGUGGCUGUGUGAGGAGAUCCUGAAGCCAUGGGUCAUGGGCGACGUUGCCGCAGUCUCCAUCACCUCCCUUUUCCUGUCCAUUCAGGAGCCCUCCACAGAUUUUGUCUUCCUGUGCGUCAGGCUUGCAAUGCCGCCAAUUGGCUUCCUUGCGUGCCUGGGUCAAGGAGUUGCGUGUUGGGGCAUCCGCUGGUGCACUCCGCCCCUUCGUCCCUCCAGCGCUGGUGCGUCUGCCAGCCGGGACGCAGAGGCCCAUCUACGCAUGUCGCAGGGCACCGAGCGCUCGCCGCUGCUGUCGGCCUUUGCUGCGGCCUGGGAAUCGCUGCAGAAGCCUUCUCAAGGCAAGGGCCCUCGCUGGAGCGGCAUCUGGCUUUGCAGUUUGGUCUGGCGCGAGAUCUGCGUGUGGCUGUUCUGGUUCACCAUCUUCUGGCAGCUAGGACCCCAUGAGCCUCCUUCGGUGCAUAGUUUGAAGGAUCUCAACUUAGUGCUGCACCAAGAGGUGCCUCGAAUCAACAAGUUGCUCAUGGAGAAUGUGCCAGCCAGCCUCGGAGAUUGCGCGGCUCUGCAGGCGCACAGCCCAUCGGACGAGGAGUGCAAAGAGCUGCCCAUGGAACCCAUGGACGUUUCGCCCGUGGGCCUUUCGGCCCGCGUGGUCUUUAUCGAUGGCCUUUCCAGUUUGCGCAUCAACAAGCUGAAGGUCCUGCCGCCCAAGAGCCCAAAGGCCUGGAUCGAGCCAGGAGCCAAGCGCUGGGCCAUUGAAAUCGGGGGCCAGUUCUCGGAUCUGAAGAUCUGGGCGCAGGCCACCAAGGGGCUGUCCAGCCUGGUGGAUGGCUAUGUGUGUUGUCACAAUCCAUACCAUGUGGGUCUUCAACUGUCAGUGCUUUGCUCGAACCCCGAGGGCUUCUCGGGCAAUGUCACAGUUGAUGACUUCCACAUCGACCAGGUGAGCUUGAACACCAAAUGGGGUGCGAGGAUGCCCGGCGCAGCUGAACAAAGCAUGUUUGAGAUCGACAUGGGCGGCGAUGCACCUGAGUCCGACCUUAUUCACGAGGCCAUCAAGAAACACCUUGAGACCAUUAUCGUGGACAAGACUGGAGGUGCCAAGCCGGUCAAGGCUGGCUUGCCCGCGGUGUCGCUCACAGAAAUUCUGAACAAGGUGAUCCGCUUCAAUGGCGGCCACCACUGCCCAAAGGUCUAAGGAGAAACUGUGCCACAUUUUUGCCCGGGGACGAGAUGCUAGGUUGGGCUUGUACAAACUGCUGAGAUGGCCUGGACUCAAGCGCCAGGUCACUUUUCUCGAUGCACGCGUUUUUUUUCCAUUGCCGUAGCUCGCACAAAGCGAUCCUGGUGCAACAGGAUUUUGGACGGACCGUGUGCUCUCGCAGGCGACAUGUAAUUCAGGCCGGAAGGCCUUGUUCGAGGGAUGUCAUUCCCCUAAUGCAUGAUGUGCUUUCCAGUUCAACUUUGGCAACUCGAUCUGAUAGUUUCCCGGUUGCCAUUCUUUGCUUGUCACGCCUCCCAAAUUUGGAUGA
This is a messenger RNA of Effrenium voratum, 3810 nucleotides long. The record is from the annotation of a GenBank genome assembly. NCBI's taxonomy places the organism in Eukaryota, Dinophyceae, Suessiales, Symbiodiniaceae.